This is a messenger RNA of Lactuca saligna, 913 nucleotides long. NCBI's taxonomy places the organism in Eukaryota, Viridiplantae, Streptophyta, Magnoliopsida, Asterales, Asteraceae. The record is from the annotation of a GenBank genome assembly.
GUUCUGCGAUACAAACUGUAAAGUAAUUUUUUUUUUUUAAACUUUUUACGAUGAAAUAAGAACCAUUAGUGGACCUGUCACGCCUUUCAAAAACGAUGUCGUUUUGUGUGGGUAAUACAGUACCCAAAAUUUAAUAGGCAUGCUAGGGUUAGAAAACAAUCACUACAGUUCGAAAUGCUAUCAAGAGAACAGUUGCUUCAUCUCUUCGAUCGAUUCUCCACUCUCACAUCUCAAAAUGAUGUCAAGAAACGAAUUGCAGAUGCUGUCAACGAUAACCAGGAAGCUGUAGCUGUGACCACUGCUAUACAGGAGGAAAUACUAAAGGAAAUGGGAGUUGAUCCAGCUUAUGGGCUUGCUUGCUUGGGGAAAAUAAACAUGGACUAUGAAAAUGAUCGGGAUUUAAUGGUUCGCUUUUAUGCAUUUGUAGCAAAGGAAGAAAUGGCAUGUGAAGAAGCCGAGCUUGGUCCAGAUGAAUAUUCCGAAAGAUUGCAAAUGCAACAAACAUUACAUUCACAUCAAUUGGAGAUGUUGAAACACAUGCGUAACUAUGGUGUGGAUCAUCAGUGUGCUAUCUUAGAGAAGUUGAGGCAGAAAAUGGAGAAAGAAGAAUUUGAAAAUGAAGCAUUUGUGUUUUCGGUGGAUGAAAUGAAUGAGAUUGUUGACAAUGGAGUGUAAAGGGGUUUUAUUUGUUUAUUAUGUGCUUUAUUUGGUUAAGUUAUUGUGUAUCACCAUUUUUAUUCUAGGAUUUGAAGCAUCAACAUUUUUAUGUUAAUUUAUUGGACAAAUUACAUAAAAGUCACUAUAUUUUGGUUUAAUCUCUGUUUUAGUUUUGUCGAUGAAAGGCACUCAAUUUUGACAUUUUUUUUUAAUGUUGACCGAUGUGAUUUGUUAUAACAGAGCAUGUUAAAGUGUU